CAGGUCCAGAAAGGUGGACCACUGGCUCAAAGCUAUACUUUUCAUAGCAUUUUAAAAUAAAUCCAUGUUCACCUUCCUGCCUGACUGUCACAAUAUUAGAUCAACUCAUACAUUACCUAAUUAAUUAGAUCAACUAAAGUUUUAUAAAUGGCUGAAUUAGAAAUUCAGUUGUCUGAACAGUUACUUGACUAUGCUUUUGAGUGCCUAUGGGGACCCCUGGAGGAUAAGCAGUGAAUUACAAGUUUAAAUCCCUGCAGGUCACAUGGUGGAGACAUACUGGUGGCCCUACAUAUGGUCUUGUAUGUGAUGGAGAAUGUAUCUAUUAAUGCUAAAUGACACUGAGCACAUACCUUACCUUCAUCAGGGGGAAAACCAAAACCUGUUAUUACCCAGAAUGCCCCCAGUAGAGCGAUGUACACAGGAGAGAGAGUCACCCUGAGCUGUGGGUUUGAGGGAGAUCCUGCUGGCUGGGAGUAUCUCUGGUACAAAGACCCACUGAGACACACUGUGCCCAACACUGACAGCAGCAGGACUGAUGGGUCCAGUUUCACCAUCAGCUCUGCUGCUCUGGCCCACAGUGGAGAGUACCGCUGUAGAGCUGCAAGAGGAAGAAAACCUUUUUACUCAGACUACAGUGAUCCUCUGACUUUAGAAAUAUCUGUAUUACCUCAAACAUAUCUGAUCGUACAGUCUGGAUGGACAGAGGUCUUCCCCAAUGAAACAGUGACUCUGAGGUGUGUAAUUCAGGGCAGCUCUGCAGAGUGGAAGUAUAAAUGGUACAGAGAUGGACGGGAGCUUCCUGUAGACAAGGCUAACUCGAGCAGUGUAAAUGGAGACACAUACACAAUCCUCUCUGCUGAUCAGUCACAUGCUGGACUGUACACCUGCAGAGGAGAACUUACAAGGAGAGCAUCUGUGCACUCUCUGAUUGGCAGCUCUGCUACAUUGACUGUACGAGCUUUGCCUCAGGCGGUAGUGACCCUGGAUGAAGGAUGGAUGGGGGUCUUGAUCACUAAAGGCACUCUAGCAAUGAAUUGUGAGCUUCAGGGCUUUACUUCUGCUGACUGGAACUACACGUGGUACAGAGACGGAACCCAGAUCUCAUUAAACCACACUGGAGAGAGGCACACAGUGGGAUUCUGGGAUAGCUCCUCUGAUGGUGAAUAUAGAUGCAGUGGGAACAGGACAGACAGACCGUACUACUCCCUUAUCAGUGAAGGCUUCAUGACAAGCAAUAUCAGUAAGUUCAAUUUAUAAUUGAGACCCAAGUGAAGGGUUACAUCCAUUGUACC
Anguilla rostrata (American eel) is the source of this 1292-nucleotide messenger RNA. Its product is annotated as hemicentin-2-like. The record is from RefSeq and is a predicted model, not a curated record. The transcript has 3 exons. Gene Ontology annotation, molecular function: transmembrane signaling receptor activity. Bases 412 to 1257 code for a protein of 281 amino acids. Lineage: Eukaryota; Metazoa; Chordata; Actinopteri; Anguilliformes; Anguillidae. Gene Ontology annotation, cellular component: plasma membrane. Gene Ontology annotation, biological process: cell surface receptor signaling pathway.